CCAAAAGCUAUCCUCUCUGAAAUGGGCUGCUAACUGCCCAUUUCUAAGCUCAGUACCGUAGGUAGCAGUAGCGCACAAGAAAAGAAAGAAACAACAACUACUCUUAGAAAUGGCCGGCGAGGAGGAGGCGCAGGUGAUGGAGUCCUGCUUCGUGACGCCGGCGGCGGACACGCCGACCAGAGCGAUCCGGCUGUCGCCGUUCGACCUCAUGCUAGCCAACAGAGGCUACACCCCACUAGUCCACUUCUACCGCCGACCAGAAACCGCCGGCGACGACUUCUUCGACGUGACAAGGUUGAAGACGGCGUUGGGCAAGGCCCUUGUGCCCUUCUACCCCCUGGCUGGCCGCUUGAGGGCUGGCGCUGAUGGCAGGUUGGAGAUCGACUGCAACGGCAAGGGCAUGCUCUUCCUCGUGGCUCACUCUCGUCUCACCGUCGAUGACUUUAGCGACUUCAAGCCAUCAUCGAAGCAGAGGAGGCUGUUUGUUCCCCACGCCAACCACUCGGACAGCCUCUUGUGGACUACCCAGGUGACAUUCUUGAAGUGUGGUGGGGUGGUCUUAGGGUCGGCAAUCCAUCAUGCUGCUAUGGACGGAUCUGUUGUAUUCCACUUCUUCAGGACAUGGUCAGCUUUCUCCAGAGACGGCGACCGGGCUAUGGUGAACCUCCCCUGCCAUGACCGCACUCGCUUGUCUGCGCGCGAUCCACCCGUUGUUCAUCCCGACGGACUUGCCGUUUUUAGCCCAAAGAUAAACCUACCCCCGCAGCCAGGUCCAGUCGUCAACGAGGUUGUGGGCUUCACCCUUGCCAAGGACCAACUUUCCACUCUCAAGCACAUAUCUGGUGGCGAUGGCGUGAGCACCUUCAGCGCCGUGAGCGCCCACCUAUGGCAAUGCAUGUGUUUAGCCCGGAACCUACCCCCGGAUGCUACGACACAGCUUAUGUUCUCGGCCAACGUCCGCCGCAUCAUGAGGCCACCACUCCCAGACGGCUACUUCGGCAACGCGAUAAUAAACCUAAGUGUCGGCGACAAAGCGCAUGCCAUCGCCUCACGCGAGCUGAGCUACAUCGCGCGGCGAAUUAGAGACACCCACAGACGGGUGAACGACGAGCUAGUGCAUUCGGCAAUCGACUACCUGGAGCUAGCAAAGAGGGACGAUGAGCGCCCGGCUACAGGCAAUUUGCCGGUGACUGAUAUUAGAGUUGUCAGCUGGCUUGGCAUGCCGUCGUACGAUGCGGAUUUCAGCUGGGGGAGGCCAUUGGCUAUGUUCCGUGCUGAACCAAACCGCGGAGGUUUUGUUCACCUGAUUGACAGCGCACAGGGUGAUGGCAGUGUGCGCAUCAUCAUGUCUAUAGAGGCUGCAAUUCUCAGCGAGUUCAAGCGUUUGUUGUAUGCCAAAUUCAACAUGUUGUAUUCUAAGUUUUAACCUGCAUGUACCAGAUGUGUUCGAGUCAUGGAUGUUCGAUGAUUGUAUCUUGUUACUCCCUCCGUCCGGACUUACUUGUUAUAGAAAUGGAUAAAAAUAGAUGUAUUUAGAACUAAAAUAUGUCUAGAUACAUCUAUUUAUACGACAAUUAUUCCCGGACGGAGGGAGUAGGUGUUUGUACACCGAGAAAUAAUCUUAAGCAGCUUACGCUAGGCUUAUACAAUUGAA
Aegilops tauschii subsp. strangulata is the source of this 1654-nucleotide messenger RNA. Its product is annotated as putrescine hydroxycinnamoyltransferase 1. NCBI's taxonomy places the organism in Eukaryota, Viridiplantae, Streptophyta, Magnoliopsida, Poales, Poaceae. Gene Ontology annotation, molecular function: acyltransferase activity, transferring groups other than amino-acyl groups. The record is from RefSeq and is a predicted model, not a curated record.